Messenger RNA from Drosophila willistoni, 279 nucleotides. RefSeq names its product microfibril-associated glycoprotein 4-like. Lineage: Eukaryota; Metazoa; Arthropoda; Insecta; Diptera; Drosophilidae. The transcript is spliced from 2 exons. The coding region runs from base 22 to 273 and encodes 83 amino acids. The record is from RefSeq and is a predicted model, not a curated record.
UCAGGAGAUGCAUGAGACGCAAUGACAGUUCAUUUGGGAAUGAAGUUUUCAACCUUCGAUAGGGAUAAUGAUUUGUGGGUUGACGGUAACUGUGCGGCAAAAUAUAGUGGUGCUUGGUGGCAUAAAUAUUGCGUACAUUUCAACGCUUUUGGACUCUAUUUGGGUGGCGAUUAUAGCGAUGAAUUGUAUGGAUCGGGAAUGUUUUGGAAGCAUUUUGGCGGCUUUACUAAUUCUUUAAAAUCAAUUAUAAUGAUGAUCAGACCUACUGCUUAAGAAUUG